This is a messenger RNA of Pectinophora gossypiella (pink bollworm), 1294 nucleotides long. RefSeq lists its product as uncharacterized. The transcript has 3 exons. Lineage: Eukaryota; Metazoa; Arthropoda; Insecta; Lepidoptera; Gelechiidae. Bases 9 to 641 code for a protein of 210 amino acids. The record is from RefSeq and is a predicted model, not a curated record.
CUGUCACCAUGUUUCUCAAGUGUUUCGUAACAUUCUUAGUUUUGUGUAUAAUACACCAUUCGCAGAGUAAGCCCACUGAGGAUUACAUAACAGAGGGUCGCGGGAUCGGUUCCACAAUCUGGGGAUGGAUAACGUAUCCCUUCUACUGGUGGGGGUCAAGCGAGUCGAAAAUCCCUCCGGAGAACGACCACCUGUACCCCCCAGUGGUGGCAUUCGGGCCCUACGACAACAUUGAGAUAGCUAAACGCAACGUGACCGUGUGGUGCAACGAACAAACUUGUACAACAAUGAAAUGCGAUAAAUACGGCUGUAAGAAUGUCACGUGCAGUAUUUACGACACCAAUUUUAGGGGAGAAUGCAGAGAGUACAAUACAGACUUGAAACCGGAGGAGCCUACCACGACCCAGCCUGUGGAAGUCGUUUCUCAUUUACCAACAGACGACAAAGUGACAGAGUCCUCUCAGCCCCCAGAGUCUAUUACAUCAGCACCUGUAACAUCGGCCGUCGGCAAUAACCAACCGAUUGAAGAGCGUCCAACAGUACUCGAAGCAGCAAUAUCAUCUACUAUCACGGAGAAAACCAGUGAGAAAGCACCGGCCGCGACAAAGGAUAAGACCUCUAGUUUGCAAAAUAAGAUUUAACUACAACAGAUGGCCAAGACCGAGGGUUCUACUCUUACAUUCUCGAAGUAGAUAAGAUCUUAUCACAGCAAGUUUUUUCCAUGUUAAGGAAUUAUGCAACCAGUCUCACAAACAAACUAAUUACUGAUCUAGAUAUGGACUCAUUCUGCGCGGACGGAGCCUGCUACUAUACCACGUGUGAAGGAAAUAAUUGCGAAAUAAAAUACUGCAAAUACGACCUAAUGAGUGCUGAAAAUAAGUGUACCACAAACAAAUCUUUAGGAAUGUUCAAACUGGAUCUCUUGACCAAUAAAAUUUUACCUCUAACUGAGCGUGAAAAUAAUACCGCUGCUAAUACUGAAGAGAAUGAUCUAAAAUUAAUAAAUAAAAUUCUAAACAAGUGAUGUUCUGAGAAACUUACCUAAACAUUACAUAACACAGCAUCGUGUCUGUAUCCCCAAAGGGAUAGGCAGAGGUGUACUGUAAACCUACUCCUUGCCAGCUAUGUUUAAGUCCCAUGUAACGGGGGGCGUACCCAUUGCCACUUACCAAAACGAAAUACAUUAUUUACGUUAUAUUGUCGUCUGUAGAGCUUCUUAUCCAUUUAUCUCAUCAAGCAAUGUAAUUAAGAUAAGUAAGUUGGAGCUUAUUGUUUGUUAACUCAAAGCAUUUUU